Astyanax mexicanus (Mexican tetra) is the source of this 4575-nucleotide messenger RNA. It is a transcript of the gene plcb4a, whose product is annotated as 1-phosphatidylinositol 4,5-bisphosphate phosphodiesterase beta-4. The transcript has 39 exons. NCBI's taxonomy places the organism in Eukaryota, Metazoa, Chordata, Actinopteri, Characiformes, Acestrorhamphidae. The coding region runs from base 222 to 3875 and encodes 1217 amino acids. Gene Ontology annotation, biological process: lipid metabolic process; phosphatidylinositol-mediated signaling. Gene Ontology annotation, molecular function: calcium ion binding; phosphatidylinositol-4,5-bisphosphate phospholipase C activity. The record is from RefSeq and is a predicted model, not a curated record.
CUCACACACACACACACACGCGCGCUCACACACACUCCAGCACCACUGUCCCACAUGUACACUUUCCCUCCGAGGCAGCGGCGCAGCGGUUUUCUGUCUAUCUGCCUGUCUGAGGCCGCCUUCUUCCAACUGAACUCAGCAGAGCAGCUCCAGCCAUCACUCAGAGAGGAACCCCUGAUAUGCAAAUGUUUCCUGUCCUGUUAUCAGAAGAGGCAGGAUAAAUGGCGAAAGCAUAUGAGUUUAACUGGCAGCGGGCAGUGCCGGACUGUCUGCAGGAGGGAGCAUAUUUUGAUAGAUUCGAUGAGGACCCCUUUGCCUUUGAAUCGAACUGCUUUUUCCGAGUGGAUGCCUUUGGAUUCUUCAUCACGUGGAAGAGUGAAGGGAAGGAAGGUCAGGUUCUGGAGUGCUCUUUGAUCAACAGCAUACGAAGCACCAGCGUGCCUAAGGAUCCGAAGAUUCUUUCAGCUCUGGAGGCCACAGGGAAGACUGAGAGUGACUUAGAGGGCAGGAUCAUCUGCAUAUGCAGCGGCGCUGACCUAGUCAACCUCAGCUUCAUGUAUAUUGUGGCCCAAGACAUUAGCAUUGCAAAGCAAUGGACUGACAGCUUGCGGUCAUUGAUUCACAACAGCCGGGCAAACAAUGUGUGCCCAAUGACCUGUCUAAGGAAGCAUUGGAUGAGGCUGUCUUUUUUGACCAACGUGAAUGGAAAAAUCCCAGUGAGAAGCAUUACAAGAACAUUUGCUUCAGGAAAAACAGAGAAGGUGAUAUUCCAAGCAUUAAAAGAUCUUGGUCUUCCCAGUGGAAAGAAUGAUGAAUUAGAGCCUGAUGCUUUUACCUUUGAGAAGUUUUACUCUCUCUCUCAGAAGAUUUGCCCCAGAACUGACAUUGAGGUGUUGUUCAAAAAACUCUGUGGAGAAAAAAGUGAUUUCUUGAACACGGACCAAUUAGUCAGCUUUCUGAACGAAAACCAGCGGGACCCCCGCCUUAAUGAGAUUCUUUUCCCAUUUUAUGACUCCAAACGCGCCAGGCAAAUCAUAGAAAGCUACGAGACUGAUGAGAAGCUUCAAAAGAAAGGGCUGAUGUCGUGUGAUGGAUUUAGCCGGUACCUGAUGUCUGAUGAGAACGCUCCAGUGUUUUUAGACCGGCUGGAGCUCUAUCAGGAGAUGGACCAGCCGCUCGCCCAUUACUUUAUCAGCUCCUCUCACAACACCUACCUGACGGGCAGGCAGUUCGGAGGGAGGUCCUCAGUGGAGAUGUACCGGCAGGUCCUGCUAUCUGGCUGCAGGUGUGUGGAGCUGGACUGCUGGGAUGGAAAAGGAGAGGAUCAAGAGCCUAUUAUCACUCAUGGCAAGGCCAUGUGCACAGAUGUGCUUUUCAAGGAUGUCAUUCAGGCCAUUGAAGAAACUGCAUUUGUCUCUUCUGAGUUUCCUGUGAUCCUGUCCUUCGAGAACCACUGCUCGAGACAUCAACAGUAUAAGCUGGCCAGAUACUGUGAGGACAUUUUUGGAGAUACGCUCCUCAGACAGCCUUUAGAUGAUUUCCCUUUGGAGCCUGGACAACCUCUGCCUUCACCAAAUGACCUUAAAAGAAAAAUCCUCAUUAAGAACAGAAGAUUAAAACCUGAAGUGGAAAAAAAGCAACUGGAGCACUUCCGGAAGCAUAUGGAAGCUGGGGAUGUGAACAUGUCAACUAACAUGUCAGAAGAUGAAAAUGAGGAGGAUGCUGGCUGUGCAGACCUUGUGGAUGAGGCUCACCCAGAAAGGAUAUGUGGUCGUCUCGUCAUCAGCCAGACGAAUAGUAGUGAAGGAGAUGUCCCUGCAGCCGACAAGGGAAACAAAGAUGAAGUUGCAGGAUUAGAAGUACUAGCACAAACACCCCUGGAGGCCGCAUGUCAGGAAAAUGGAAAGAAGGCUUGUGAGCCGGGCGUGGCUGAUGAGCAAGCUUUGAUUCAGUCGUACACAUACGUCGCAGCCACCACUAAUAUCCACCCAUACCUGUCAAAUAUAAUCAACUAUGCCCAGGCUGUGAAAUUCCUAGGUUUCGAAGAGGCUGAAGAGAUGAACAUUCACCACAACAUGUCAUCCUUUAAUGAGUCCGUGGGCUUGGGGUACUUGAGGACCAAUGCCAUUGAAUUCGUCAACUACAACAAGCGGCAGAUGAGUCGGAUCUACCCCAAAGGAGGCCGAGUGGACUCCAGUAAUUAUAUGCCUCAGAUCUUCUGGAAUGCCGGCUGCCAGAUGGUUUCUCUGAACUUUCAAACCCCAGAUCUGGCAAUGCAGCUGAACCAGGGAAAGUUUGAGUACAAUGGAUCAUGUGGGUACUUACUGAAGCCAGAUUUCAUGCGUCGUCCAGACCGCAUGUUUGAUCCUUUUUCAGAGACUCCUGUGGACGGAGUAAUUGCAGCCACUUGCAGCGUCCAGGUGAUUUCAGGCCAGUUUUUGUCUGACAAGAAGAUUGGCACGUAUGUGGAGGUGGAUAUGUAUGGGCUCCCCACAGAUACCAUUAGGAAAGAGUUCAGGACCAGGAUGGUGAUGAAUAAUGGACUAAACCCUGUGUACAAUGAGGAACCCUUUGUGUUUAGAAAGGUAAUCCUACCGGACCUUGCAGUGCUCAGAAUAGCCGUGUAUGAUGACAACAAUAAGCUGAUUGGCCAAAGGAUUCUCCCACUGGACGGUCUGCAGGCUGGCUACAGACACAUCUCCCUACGAAACGAGGGCAACAAGCCGCUCUCCUUGCCUACCGUCUUCUGCAACAUCGUCCUCAAAACAUAUGUACCCGACGGAUUUGGAGCCAUUGUGGAUGCGCUGUCUGAUCCCAAAAAGUUCUUAUCCAUCUGUGAGAAGAGAACAGACCAAAUGAGAGCCAUGGGCAUUGAGACGUGGGAGAUAGCUGAUGUGCCGAAUGACAGUUGCAAGCGGAGUAAGAAGGGAAAAGCGAACCAGGUGAAGUCACUGUCACCUCAGAGGAGUCUGGAGACACGCAGCACGUCAUCGGGACAGAAUGCCAGCACUUUCCCUAAAAAGGAUACUGACACUACCAUGCCUCAAGUCACAGUUGAAGACCUGAAACAGAUGAAGGAAUAUCUAAAGCUGGCUAAGAAGCAGGUGAAGGAGCUUAAUGCACUGAAGAAGAAGCAGACGAAGGCACACACUGCAUUGCAGAGGUCUCAUUGCACUCAAAUGGACAAGGUUGUUGUGCAGCACGAAAAAGAAAAGCGUGUGCUGGAAAAGCAGCUGGAAAAAAACAAGAAGAAAGUCAGUGAAAGUAACUGCUGUGAAAUGGGAAGAGAAAUCGAAAUGAAGAUGAAGACUAUAACCGCAGACCACAAAACAAAGGUUAAAGAUGCGGCUGCUGCCCAUGCCCGCGAGUGGGCUGAAAUGAUGAAGGCCCACAGUGCUGAGAUCCAGGAGCUGAGAGAUCAGCAUGUUCUGCAGCAGUGCGAGCAGCUCCGAAAGCUCAUGCUAAUGACACAGGAACAGCAGACGCAGCAGCUUACGCACCUUCACGAGCGACAGUGUAAAGAGAUGAGGGCCAACCAAGCAAAGUCUUCAAUGGCGAACGGCAGAGCUAUCAGCCAGGACAAAAGCAUCAAAAACAAGGCAGAACGAGAACGGAGAGUUCGAGAACUGAACAGCAACAACACCAGAAAAUUUCUCACAGAAAGAAAGAGGCUUGCCAUGGGCCAGUCUAAAGAGAUUGAACAGCUCCAGACAGCCCAGCAUGAACAACUGGAGAAGCUGGAUAAAUAUAUCGCAGAGCUAUUGAAAUCGCAGCACUCAAAAUCACAGCACCAAGGACAGUGUAAUACAGCACAUGAAGGGGAUGCAGGACUGAUCACAAGCCACAGUGAUGCCCUGACCUGCUUGACCACAUGAGAUGGCACACUUGAACACUUAAACACUUAAGUAGUGCACACAGCUACAGAAAUGUUAAAUUUAUGUGUGUAUUUUACAGUAUAUACAUUUUAAAUUCUGUUACUUUAGUCCUAAAGUAAGUAUAGCCUGGUGGUAGGCAUUGCUUUUAUAAAACCUUUUUUAAUGUAAGUGUUUUCAUAAUAUACUUUUUUUAUAUGAAAUAUUUUAUAUUGUUCAUCACUGUAUUACAGUUCGACCUAUUCACUGUACACCACAAUAAGUUUUAUGUUGUCAUGUAAUAAGGUUGUAAACACUGUAUUUUCCACACUCUCAGGGUGAAACUUUUGUUGAAUAUGACGCCUAUGAAACAUUCACAAACAUUCGGUUGUUGAGUGAGAGCACUUGUUUGAAGAUAAUUUAAUUAUAACUUUUCCAUUAGAAUUAAAAAUGUAUUCUGGCAUAAAAUGAAACAUCAUUAAUAUGUAAAUAGUUUGGGGAACACUGAUGCUUGCAUUCCAGACAGAAAGACAGUUAUAAAAUUAAAUAAAUAAAAAGACAAAUUAGUACAUAAAAAUGCUUAGCAAUCAGUCCGUGUUGCAGAAGAGUGAUUGUUGUGCUGACAACCUAUGGUUGUAUGAGUAAAUGAUCCUGAGCAAAAUGUAUUAUCAAUUGCAUGUGUAUUUAAUUAAAACAUCCCAAGAGUUCACAAGAGUUUAACUUC